GCGGCUGCGUCGGGCUGCAGGAGAAGAUGGCGGUCUCCACAGGAGUUAAAGUUCCUCGUAAUUUUCGCUUGUUGGAAGAACUUGAAGAAGGACAAAAAGGAGUAGGCGAUGGUACAGUUAGCUGGGGCCUUGAAGAUGAUGAAGAUAUGACACUUACCAGGUGGACAGGCAUGAUUAUUGGGCCACCAAGGUUAAUUUUAUUAUUUUUCCCCUUUCAGGUGGAUGCACGCAGUAUUCCAGUAUUAGCAAAAUGGCAAAAUUCCUAUAGUAUUAAAGUUGUACUUCAAGAGCUAAGACGACUAAUGAUGUCCAAAGAAAAUAUGAAACUUCCACAGCCACCAGAAGGACAAACAUACAACAAUUGAUUUUAGUAGAUCUCAAACUUGUCUUAAAUCAACAACCUUCUAUUCAUGUUAAUGUCUUGAUUAAGUAUCACAAUGCAAAAUACCCACACAUUAAGUGAAAGAAUUCCAGCUGGUAAACAUGACCUGGACAUUUGCAAAAAUAGACCUAAUAUAUGUACACCCAUUAUGUUUUCAAGCCACAAGAGGAAAAAUGCAGCACUUCUACCUUAUCAAAGUACUGUCACUUAAGCAUAAACCUGGAGUACUGAAAACAAUUCAGGUGUACAAGAUGAAAGCUUGCUGGAGAAGUGUCAGGUUGCUGUGCAAGGAUAUACUCAUGUUUGUGACAACCAGUCUCCAGGAGGAAACCAUCAAGGGCAUGCUUUAUCCAUCUUGCUUAAUAAAAGAGCUGCAGUAAAAAUUGUGUAAAGUAGUAGAUACAAUGAAUAUUGUUGCAAAUUGUGUUAAAUUUUUAAGCGGUGUGGGUGCUGACUACUAUUAGUUUCAAAAAUAUGUUCAGGAUUGUUUUGAUACCUGUAUUUAUAAAUUUUAAAAGUGGGGGGCGUUGAUGAACUUCUGUUAAGUCGUUUCUGUGUAUUACAUGUAACACAUGGUAAAUAUUUGUUUACAGUCUUAGUUUAAAACCAUGCAUUUAAGUUUAAGUGAAACCAACACAAAAAGAAAAAGGUGUAUGGAUAAGUGGUUUUGAGAUGGAAGUCUUAAAAAAUGUAAAUAAAAUGUGGAAAGUGUCUCA
Echinops telfairi (small Madagascar hedgehog) is the source of this 1098-nucleotide messenger RNA. It is a transcript of the gene UBE2V2, whose product is annotated as ubiquitin conjugating enzyme E2 V2. The record is from RefSeq and is a predicted model, not a curated record. NCBI's taxonomy places the organism in Eukaryota, Metazoa, Chordata, Mammalia, Afrosoricida, Tenrecidae. The transcript is spliced from 3 exons. Bases 27 to 365 code for a protein of 112 amino acids.